AGUGCUUUUAUGGCUACGUUUCAUUAAGUUAAUGUUCAUCUGUCUAGCCUAGCGAAAGUAAAAGUAAAACUGAAACUGAAAUGCAACGUUCUGCUGCAUUUCACUGGCAGCAGCGUCCAUCAGCAAUAACAGCUGCGAUCAUUGGUAGCAAGCAGUCAUGAUCUUUUUGUUUAAUUUCGUAAAUUUGAAGAUGCACCUGCUGAACUGUGUUUUGAUGUCAAUAUUACGGACGCUCGCUGAUGGGUUGAUCGUAAAAGGUCUUCCUGAUCCUCUGGUUGCUCCUCUGGGAUCUUCAGUGGUUUUGCCUUGUUAUGUUGAUAAACUCUUCGUAAUGGAGGGUCUGGAGGUGGAAUGGAGAAGAACAGAUUCAGAGACUCUGGUUCAUCUGUAUCAAGAUGGUAAGAGUCAUCCAGAGUCCCAGCAGGAGGAUUAUCAUGAUAGAGCUCAUUUCUUUACUGAUCAGAUUCAGCAUGGAAACUUCUCCCUCCGUCUGGACAAUCUGAGAGCUGAAGAUGAGGGACAAUACACAUGUAGAGUUUACAGUCAGCAGGAUUCUGGCAAGACUGUGGUUCAGAUAAAAGACAUUGAGCGUUUGCUAGUUUCAGGAUCGAGCCGCUCCAUAUCUGCGUCCGUGGGUGAGGAUGUCACUCUAAGCUGCUCUGUAGACUCUCACAUCACAUCUGAACACAUUGAUGAGGUUUCAUGGAAGAAAACAGAUGAAGAUGAAAAUAUUCUGGUUCUGCUUUACCAAAACAAUGAGACUUUACCAGAUUCAUCAGAUGAGCGAUACAGAGACAGAGUUGAGUUCUUCACUGCUGAAAUCCCCAAAGGAAACUUCUCUCUCAGACUGAAGAAUGUUAGAACUGGGGAUAAAGGAGUUUACAUGUGUCAAGUGUUUGCUGGAGGACUUUCAGCCAAUGCAACUGUAGUAUUGGAGCGACUGGGUUUCUCUAUUUUACACAUAAUGGUGUUGAUUCUCUGUAUUUCUGCAUCUGGAUCUGUACUUCUGCUCAGCUCAAUGAUCUACUGCAGAUCACCUAUUCAAGACAGAGUCUUUUGUCUUCAGAUGUUUUUAGUCUUCUGCCCAAAUUUUUUGAUGUUUCUGGCUUUUGUACUCUGGGGUGUUUCUGAAGGAUUUCUGAAUGAGUCAGUGUCUUGUUGUGCUCUUUAUUUUCUGAGGCCUCUCAUGUUGCUCUGGGCUGCUCCAUAUGUACAUGAGUUCACAGGCAACAUUAAAGAAUGGAUUUUGUACUGCAGUUGUAAAACAGAAUAUCAUGUUGUCUCUGCUUUUGUUUAUUCAGUUCUUUUCAAAUUUACUUGGGCCAAAAGUCUGAAUUAUGCAGAUUUUGACCAUGAUAUGGUAACAUUCCUGUUUGUUACAGUGGUUCUGUUUUACCUCAGCUAUGUUGCUUACUUGUUGGUGAGAUUCAUAAUGAAAUUAAGCAAAGAGAUAUAUAUAAUAUUCAGUGUUCUGGCUGAUAUAAGCUUUAAUCUUCUUCCUGCAUUACAAUUCAUCCUCCUGUUCAAUAUAUUUGGUACUACCAGAAUGUUCUUCAUUGUUGCAGUUUUACCAGUGUUUCUCAUAGUGACAAGAUAUGAUUGGAAUGUUACAUGUGGACAAAAAAUUAGCUGUCCAGCUUUGGUCAUGAGAUCAGUGUGGGUAAUUCUGAUGUUAUUGUUCAAUGCUUUAAUGGUUUGUUUCUACAUCAUAGCACUGGAAAAUGAAAAAGAUCGUAUUGGAUGGGCCUGUAUGACUGCGUUUCUUCAGUUACUCUGGGCAGUGGUAAACUUCACAUGGUCAUUUGAUUGUGGUACAGUAUUAAUCAUUAGUUCCGAUUGCAUCUUAUCACCUUGAUGAUUUUCUACUAUCAGCUCUAUUUUAUUUUAUUUUUUUAUUUUUUUUAUUUUUUCAGUUCAUUUUGUUUUUUGCUUCUAUCAUCUGAUUCAGUCAUUCAGCAUUUACUAUCCCAGCAAAACUUUAAUUUGUUUCUUUUGAAGUCAGUUGCCAGAUUCAUUAUAUUUUAUUAAAUCUUGCUCCACUUACGUUGAUAUUUCACUUAUGUUUCUUAAAUCAUGCACAAAUGGAUCUACUGUGGGAAACCUGUUAUCAGGGUGUAUU
Messenger RNA from Labeo rohita (rohu), 2119 nucleotides. RefSeq lists its product as uncharacterized. Lineage: Eukaryota; Metazoa; Chordata; Actinopteri; Cypriniformes; Cyprinidae. The record is from RefSeq and is a predicted model, not a curated record. Gene Ontology annotation, biological process: T cell costimulation; immune response; positive regulation of T cell proliferation. The transcript is spliced from 12 exons. Gene Ontology annotation, cellular component: external side of plasma membrane. Bases 158 to 1855 code for a protein of 565 amino acids.